AUGGACGAGGACAAGCGGCUGCCGUACCCGCUUUCCACGCGCUCGACCAGUAGCGCGACUCUCUCGGGUCGCUCGCGGUAUGCCGUUCCGUCAAUCGGUAGCAGCAGUAGCAGUAGCGCUGGGAGCCGCUUUCCGUCCACCGAGCGCUCGCGACAGCUGAACCUCAGCCAAGUGUCGACGCUCAGCGCCGUCUCCACGUGCUUUGACGAGCUGAGUCGCGUGUCGCGCUACUCGUCCGCGUCAUCGACUUCCUCGACGUACUCGGCCACGUCGUCAGCUGCUUCUUCCAGUGGCAGUGGCGGCGAUCGUUGGGCCCCGCAGCACACGUCCAACUCGUGCACUUUGUGCCGCGAGAAGUUCUCGUUGCUCCGUCGGUCGCAUCGCUGUCGACGCUGCGGCUACUUGUUCUGCGCCAAGUGUUCGCGGUUCAAGGCAGCGUUGACGGGCCACACGCACAAAUCGAGGCUAUGUGAGACGUGCUUUCCCAAGGUCUUGUCCGGCAGCAAGCCGCCGAUGAAUGCAUUUGUGCACUCGAAAGCAUGGGUGCCCCGUGGUGUGUUUACGCACAUGCUGAGUUAUUUAAACCACGUGGAUCUGUGCUUGGCGUCCAUGACGUGUCGCUUCUGGUACAAGAGAGCGCUGCUGGACAUUACGUGGCGUCCGUUGUACAUUAAGGGGUUUGGAGAUGACGAGAGCAGUCCACAGCGCAAGUCGUUGGUGGCUUUCCAGCGCGAAGUGCACGGCAUAGGGUUUGAGAACUUGUCGUGGUACAACAAGUUUGCGAUCCGCUGGACCGCGCGCAAAGCUGCGGAGAAGAAAAAGAGCUUUUUGGUCAUGUCUAGUUUGCUGGCAUCGCUGAAGCUCAGCAAGUACGCCCCGCUGUUUGAGGCCGAGGAGAUUGACAUUGAGUCGCUGUGUCUGAUGAAUGCCGGCCACCUGCGUGAUCUCGGCAUUCCUUUCGGUCCUCGCAUGAAACUGCUGAAUGCUGCAGCGUGUUUGGCGGACUUUAACGAAGAUGACGACGAGGAUGACGACGACGAGCGACCGUCCAUGGAGUCCCAGCCAAUCACGCCGGUUGCUCGAUUCAAGCAGAAGCGUGCCGAGAUGAAGCAUUUUCGAGCUGGCCUGGUUCGCCGCGUGCAGCAGUCAGCGGUGCGGGUUGCUAUCCUGACCAACGAAGGAGAGCUUUGCAAUGUGGGCUCUGGCAUCAUCAUUCACGAGGACGGACUCAUUGCUACAGCCCGACAUUGCCUUCAGGGAGAGCAGUUUGACUGCAUUUAUAGCGACGAGUAUAUGAUCUUGGUGGCGCCUACGGAAUCGACGUCGCUGCCGCCGUUAUGGAAGUAUCACGCCCGCGUGAUUCCCGAGUGCUGUAACGAAGAGCUUGACUACGCGCUCUUGCGCUUGGAUUGCGAGGUCAUUUCAGAUCCGCCGAGCGGGCUGUACAUUGGUGACGUGACGGAUCGCACGAUUGCGCGCAACUGGACAGUAACGAAACUAGAAGGCACGUCUCGAGAGACGAUCGGAAAAGUACCGGCUGUGCGCAUUGGCAACUCGAACAACGUCGAGCCAGGAGACGAAAUGUGGAUGUUUGGCUACCCGAGCAGCGGCCACAACACCAUCACCGUGCAUCAUGCAAUCUGCUCUGGAACAGACUCGCAAGUGUACGAGGGUGAAGAAGUGGACAAAGCGAUGCUCCGCACGGCCGCACAGCUGGACAAUGGAUUUAGCGGUGGAGCUGCUGUGGACAGGAAGGGUCUGCUUGUAGGUCUGAUUUCCUUCAGUGUAUUACGUCAAGACCGCGUGCGUGCGAUCAACAUGGUCAAAGGAGCCAUUGAGUAUGCCAAGCGCGAGUAUAAUUUCUCAUGA
This is a messenger RNA of Hyaloperonospora brassicae, 1869 nucleotides long. The record is from the annotation of a GenBank genome assembly. NCBI's taxonomy places the organism in Eukaryota, Oomycota, Peronosporomycetes, Peronosporales, Peronosporaceae.